Molecule: messenger RNA, 1962 nt
Organism: Closterium sp. NIES-65
Lineage: Eukaryota; Viridiplantae; Streptophyta; Zygnematophyceae; Desmidiales; Closteriaceae
Source: the annotation of a GenBank genome assembly
AUGAGCAGCGGAGCGGCCGUUACGGCCGUCAGCAGGGAUGGCGGAGCGAGGUCGGCAUUGGCAGCCGCCCCUGCCGCUUCCGCCUCCGCUAACCGCGGAUCGCCCGCUGUUUCCGCUCCCGCCGGCUCCGCGGGGGGAGCGGCGGAGGUUGAGGUCGAUCCGAACACGACGCUACCGGUGCCUGUGCAGACGGACAGUCUACCCGCAAUGCCUGAAACGCGCCCCGUGAUCGAAGACGUGCCGCACCUCGCGAACUGGAUCCCCGAUCUCCGGCUGUAUCCAAGUCCGCUGCAGCGCAACCCCGCAUACGCGCACGUGGAGACGUUCUUCGUGGAGGAGGAUCAGGUGGUGAGUCGCGAGGUCAUCACAUCCAUCAACAACAUCGGCACCGGCGUCUUCUUCCGCAAAGCUGGCCCCAGAGAAAAGAUCGUGUUCCACCCGGACGAGGUGCGCGCGGCGAUCGUGACGUGCGGCGGGCUGUGUCCGGGCAUCAACACCGUCAUCCGCGAGCUCGUGUGGGGGCUCUGGUUCCAGUACGGCGUGCGCGACAUCCUCGGGAUUGACGGCGGGUACCGCGGGAUCUACUCGCGCAACGUGGUAUCGCUAAACCCCAAGGUGGUGAACGACAUCCACAAGCGCGGUGGCACGUUCCUGGGCACGUCGCGCGGCGGGCACGAGGUGAACAAGAUCGUCAACGCGCUCGAGGACCGCGGUAUCAACCAGAUCUAUGUGAUUGGAGGGGACGGCACGCAAAGAGGCGCCGAGAAAAUCCACGAGGAGAUAGCAGCGCGGGGGCUGAAGGUGACGGUGGCGGGAAUACCCAAGACGAUAGACAACGACCUGGCGCUGAUUGACAAGUCGUUUGGGUUUGACACGGCCGUGGAGGAGGCCCAGCGCGCCAUCAACGCCGCACACGUGGAGGCCAGCUCCGUGCACAACGGCGUGGGGCUCGUCAAGCUCAUGGGCCGCUUCUGCGGUCAAAUCGCCAUGCACGCAACACUAGCCAGCCGAGACGUGGACUGCUGCCUCAUCCCCGAGGUGCCGUUCCACCUGGAGGGCGACGGGGGGCUGUUUGAGUUCCUCAAGCGGCGCCUGCGGGAGAGCGGGCACGCCGUGCUAGUGGUGGCGGAGGGUGCGGGGCAAGACAUCAUGGCCGAGGCACUGGAUCUCCAGCUCUCCCCUUCCGGCUCCUCCUCCUCCUCUCACUCCCCGUUCUCCUCGUCCUUUGCUGCGUCCGCUCCCUUCCCGUCGGCGUCCUCGCCAAGCGCGCACGCGGGAAUGGGGGGCGGCGGGGGCGGGAUGGGCAUGGGCAUGGGCAUGGACGGGAUGGGGGGAGGGGGGACGGCGGCUGUGACGGCGGCGGCAGUGGCGGCGGCUGCGGGGGGGAUGGUGACGGCGGCGGGGGGGGCCAGGAGAGGGCUGACUGACGAGUCGGGGAAUGCAAGGCUGAUGGAUAUUGGGCUCUGGCUGUCCCAGCAGAUCAAGGCGCACUUUGCCAAGUCUCGCAUUGAGCUCAACCUCAAGUACAUUGACCCCACGUACAUGAUUCGAGCAGUGCCGGCGAAUGCGAGUGACAACAUCUACUGCACGCUUCUGGCACACAGCGCCAUCCACGGCGCCAUGGCGGGCUUCACUGGCUUCACCGUCGGCCCCAUCAACGGCCGCCACGCCUACAUCCCCAUCAAGUGUGUGUCUGAGAAGAGCAACACAGUGUCUUUAACAGACCGCAUGUGGGCGCGGCUGCUGUCGUCCACGAGCCAGCCCACGUUCCUGCGCUACGACGACCACCACCUUCACCACCAGCAGCGCCUGCUGCAGGCGCAGCAGGAGCACCGCCAGGCGCUGCGCGAGCGCGAGGGCGACGAGGAGGGGCGCCUGCUGGGACCGAGUCGGCGGGAUCAGAUCAGCGAAAUGGACGGCAGCCGGGGCAUGGGCGGGGGUGGGGGGUGGGGAGGAAGAUGA